UAUAAAUAUAUAUAUAAAUAUAAGGCUUUUGCAUAUAUAAUUUAUCAAUUGCCUUAAUACUUUAUCCUCCAAUUUAUUUACUCCCUCUCGAUUUUUCAUCUUACUAAAGUAGAGGUAAAAAUGCCAUUUGCAAGUGUUGAUUCGAUGGAGGAAGAAAAGGAACAAUUUGCUGAAGUCGAUCCAUCAGGUAGAUUUGGUCGAUACGCGGAGUUACUAGGUCAUGGUGCUGUGAAGAAAGUAUACAGAGCAUUUGAUAUACAAGAAGGCAGAGAUGUAGCGUGGAAUCAAAUUCAAUUGAGUAAAUUUAUUGACAUGCCUUAUGUUGUGAAUAAAAUUCAUUCUGAGAUUACGUUGUUGAAGAACUUGAAGAACGAUAAUAUCAUUGUGUUGUAUCAUUUCUGGAGAGAUAAAGAACAUAACAUACUCAAUUUCAUUACUGAGGAAUGUGUGUCUGGGAAUUUGAGGGAUUAUAGGAAGAAGCAUCGUCGCGUUUCUAUUAAGGCGUUGAAGAAUUGGUCUAGACAGAUAUUGCAGGGGUUGGAUUAUUUGCAUACUCAUGAUCCUUGUGUUAUUCAUAGAGAUCUUAAUUGCAGCAACAUAUUUAUCAAUGGCAAUGUUGGGAAGGUAAAAAUAGGUGAUCUUGGGUUGGCUACAAUAGUAGGGAAGAGUCAUGCAGCACAUUCAAUGCUAGGGACACCAGGGUAUAUGGCACCAGAACUAUAUGAAGAGGACUACACAGAGUUAGUAGAUAUUUACUCAUUUGGAAUGUGUUUGCUAGAACUGGCCACUAUGGAAAUACCAUAUAGUGAAUGUGAAAGCCUAGCCAAAUUAUACAGGAAGGUUACAUCAGGAGUAAAGCCUCAAGCUUUCAACAAAGUGAGUGAUAAAGAGUUGAAAGAUUUCAUUGAAAAAUGCAUUGGACAACCAAGAGCAAGACCAUCUGCUGCUGACUUGCUAAUGGAUCCUUUUCUAUCUGAUGUUGAUAAUUGUUGAGAUGCACUUUGUUUAAAUAUGGACAAGUUAUUUCUUGUGGUUCAAGCUUAAGUUAUCAAUUAAUGUUUAUCAUAUAGAUUAGUUACCAAUUCGACCAUCUAGUUUAUCAAAAAUGGUCGCUACAUAUACACUCAGUUGUAUAUUGUAUGUAUAUCAUAUGUGAAGGGAUAGUUAUCAAUAUGUACCAUUCGACCAUCUAGUUUAUCAAAAAUGGUCGAAAUAUACACUACAUAUACAUGCGGUUGUAUAUUGUAUGUAUAUCAUAUGUGAAGGGGUAGUUAUCAAUCUGUACCAUUCGACCAUCUAGUUUAUCAAAAAUGAUCGAAGAAUGCACUACAUAUAUACUAGGUUGUAUAUGAUAUGUAUAUGUGUGUACAUGUAUACAUAUCAUAUGUGAAGGGAUAGUACUUAUCAAUACGUACCUUUCAACCAUCUA
Molecule: messenger RNA, 1429 nt
Organism: Solanum pennellii
Lineage: Eukaryota; Viridiplantae; Streptophyta; Magnoliopsida; Solanales; Solanaceae
Product: probable serine/threonine-protein kinase WNK11
Exons: 3
Coding region: 121-993 (290 amino acids)
Biological process (GO): intracellular signal transduction; protein phosphorylation
Cellular component (GO): cytoplasm
Molecular function (GO): ATP binding; protein serine/threonine kinase activity
Source: RefSeq, a predicted model, not a curated record